This is a messenger RNA of Eurytemora carolleeae, 1156 nucleotides long. RefSeq lists its product as uncharacterized. The record is from RefSeq and is a predicted model, not a curated record. Lineage: Eukaryota; Metazoa; Arthropoda; Copepoda; Calanoida; Temoridae. The coding region runs from base 365 to 1156 and encodes 263 amino acids. The transcript is spliced from 8 exons.
CUGAAUCAUACUUUGUCUUCUUCCUUCAUGGAGCUGUCUCACUAGAUGAAAUUGAAGUAGAAGAAUAAAGUCGACGGAUAUUUACCAAAUAUUAUUCUGUUCCAGUAUUCCUAUAGUUUUUUUUAUUGUAUAAAUAACAUGGCUUAUUUUAAUUAUAUAUAAAUUUAUCAAGUGAUGAUUAAGCAAAUUUAGGGUCUUUAAAAAUUGUCUAUUUAAUCGUUUUGUUUUAGAGGAUACAUUUGUAGCUUUUUGGGAACACCCAAUUAUUGUAUAUGAUUGAGUCUAUCAUUUCUAUCAUUUUCAUUAAUUACUUUUGUUAAGAUUCAGUUCUUCAGAAAAAUUGGAAGCUCGAAAUUGACGAAGAAUGUUUGAAGCAACUGUUCUUUCAUCUUCUGAGGAUGAAAAUGAAGAAGUCUACCAUCUAGAAACUGAGGUUAUAACUGUUAGAGUUCCAGGAGUGGCCAUGAAGUCGGGGAAAAAAUGUAAAAGUCAAUUUGUUAUUACUGCUCAAACUCUUCUUCCACAUGAUGCAGCGCGUCUUCCAGAGGGUGAAGUUAUAGUUGCCAAAGAGGAUCGGAAUUUUUACGUUGGUAACAAAAGAGUGGAAGUGUUAAAAAGGAUCCCAGCAGAAGUAUUCGCAUUAGACGAUCAAAUAGUACCAGCAGUACCAGCACAAGAUCAAGUCAUAGAAGCUACAGAACCUAUGAACGAUGAGAAAGCUGCAGAUGUACAUGUGCAAGAAGAAAGGAGACUGCCAGAGUCAGAAAAAGAGAAAAAAGAGGAUCAUAGUGAUAUUGUUGGGCUGUUCAGAGAGCAGUUUCCUAUUGCAGAACAGAUAUUUCAACACGAUGAGGACAGUAAACAGCUUAUGAUAAAUAAUGCUAAGGUUCAGGAAAACAACAUAAAGGUUUUCAAACGAACCAAGCAAGCAAUUGUGGACCGAGCCAUAGUCGAGGUUCACAGACUCUGGACGUACAACACGACUUCCUUACCAACACAAAGAUUUUGGUCGGCAAUUCUGAAAGUUCUCGAAUGUAUCUACCCAAAUAUGUUUCAAAUAGAUGGAGUCAUCCUGUUGGAGGGCGGGCAAAUCUUUUGUCCCCCUAUUGUAAAGAAGGCAAAUCUUCCCGUGAUGAUGUACAGAAAGGGAAAUUAA